Molecule: messenger RNA, 1716 nt
Organism: Exophiala bonariae
Lineage: Eukaryota; Fungi; Ascomycota; Eurotiomycetes; Chaetothyriales; Herpotrichiellaceae
Exons: 2
Coding region: 1-1716 (571 amino acids)
Biological process (GO): amino acid transmembrane transport
Cellular component (GO): membrane
Molecular function (GO): amino acid transmembrane transporter activity
Source: RefSeq, a predicted model, not a curated record
AUGAACGACGACAAGGAGUCCAAGUACAUUGACCAGGGCAUAGACCCGGUCGACUCUCACCAUCAGGAUCAUGACCAUCAGAUCCAACAAGGUCUCGUCUCUGACAAUGCCGACCAAUUGCAACGUCGAUUGGGCAACCGUCAAAUUCAACUCAUUGCCAUAGGAGGUUCUAUCGGUACCGCGCUCUUCGUUAGUAUUGGUGGUGGCCUCGCACGGGGCGGCCCGUUAAGCUUGUUCCUCGCCUACACCAUCUACAGUGGUCUCCUCGGUCUCGUCAACAACUGUAUCGCUGAAAUGACUGUCCUACAUCCCGUAUCCGGAGGCUUCAUUCGUAUGGCUGGUAAAUGGGUAGACGAUGCCUUUGGUUUCAUGGCCGGAUGGAACUUCUUCUUCUACGAAGCAUUGUUGAUUCCCUUCGAAAUCACCGCCCUCAACCUGGUAUUAUCCUUCUGGAGAGACGACAUUCCGACUGCGGCUGUAUGCGCUGGAUGUAUUGUGCUCUACGCUCUUCUCAACGUCCUCGCCGUCAAGGCAUAUGGCGAAGCCGAAUUCUGGCUCUCUGGCGGAAAGGUCAUCUUGAUCUUCAUGCUGUUCUCCUUCACAUUCAUCACAAUGUGCGGCGGAAAUCCUAAACACGAUGCCUACGGAUUCCGCUAUUGGAGAAAUCCCGGACCCAUGGCCGAGUACCACACAACAGGCAACCUCGGUCGCUUUGAGGGUUUCCUCGCCGCAGUGUGGUCUGCUUCCUUUUGCGUUGUAGGCCCUGAAUAUAUUUCCAUGGUCUCCGCUGAAGCCAAGCGCCCAAGAAUCUACAUCAAGACCGCGUUUAAGACUAUCUACUGGCGAUUCGGAAUCUUCUUCAUCCUUGGAUCACUUUGCACCGGGAUUGUCGUUGCCUAUAACGACCCCACCUUGGUUGAUAUCAUCUUCGGCUCUGGAAGUGGUGGCGGCACUGCAGCUGCGUCGCCGUACGUGAUCGCCAUGAGCAACUUGGGAGUCGAGGUUCUCCCACAUAUCACGAACGCAUUGAUGGUCACGAGUAUCUUCUCCGCUGGCAAUACCUAUACAUACUGCGCCACUCGCAGCUUGUACGGCCUAGCGAUCGAAGGCCGCGCACCACGCUUCCUCCGCAAGUGCACCAAGAACGGCGUCCCGAUUUGGUGCUUCUGCGUCGUCAUGGCAUUCCCCUUCCUGUCCUUCCUACAGCUGAGCAACAGCUCCAACAAAGUCUUGACCUGGCUAAUCAACCUCGUCACCGCCGGCGGCAUCAUCGACUACAUCGUCAUGUGCAUUACUUACAUCUGCUUCUACCGCGCCUGCAAGGCUCAAGGCAUCGACCGAAACUCUUUCCCCUACACGGGCUGGUUCCAGCCAUACUGCGGCUACAUCGGCCUUGUAGGCAUGUCCACCGUCGUCUUCUUCUAUGGCUACUCCAGUUUCACGCCCACGAGCGUCGAGACUUUCUUCUCCUACUAUACCAUGUUGAUUGUCGCGCCGAUCCUGUUCGUCGGCUGGAAGGUCAUCAAGCGCACCAAGUUCGUUCGUCCGCAUGAGGCGGAUCUGCAAUGGGAGCGCGCGAUCGUCGAUGCCUACGAAGCGUCCUUCUUCUCGCCUCCUGUGGGUUUCUGGACUGAGAUGAUUCAACUGGUGGGUUUCAAGAGAAGCAAGCAGGAUAGACGCACUUCGGUCGAUGGUUCCAUCACCCAGCGAUUCUAG